Scylla paramamosain (green mud crab) is the source of this 3295-nucleotide messenger RNA. RefSeq names its product cytokine receptor-like factor 3. Gene Ontology annotation, molecular function: protein binding. The transcript is spliced from 10 exons. Lineage: Eukaryota; Metazoa; Arthropoda; Malacostraca; Decapoda; Portunidae. The record is from RefSeq and is a predicted model, not a curated record. The coding region runs from base 72 to 1484 and encodes 470 amino acids.
CCUCGCGCCGUGGUGGUGUGGCGCGAGCUGUGUGCCGGUUGUGUGUGUUAAUAUUACAAUCAGGUGUACUGAUGGCAGACUUGGAGCAGCAACAGCAGCAGGGGCAGGAUGGGGGCAUCAAUAGUGGUGGCAGCGGAAGUAGUGCUGGGGAGCGUCUCCGAGAGGAGUACCGGCGACACGUGCAGACUCAGCUGUCCCACGACCUUGUGGACACCAUUGCCAGCCUGCAGCAGCACCAGCACCAUCUCCAGCAACUGUCUGAGCAGCUGGAACUGGCCACCAAGCAGGUGAAGAGCAGUGCCACAGAGACCAAGGACACCAUCAAUGCCACGCUGGACGCCUUCCUAAUCACUGUGAAUGAGGCAGUCAGUGCCAGGCGGCAGCAGCUUCUUGACGAGGUGCAGCAGGUGGAGGAGGAGGCACUGGGGCCGCUGGAGCAGUGCGGGCGGGAGCUGGCUUGUCGGCUGGAUGAGGUGGAGGAGAGGGUGACGCAGGGGGAGCGGCUGCAGCGACACAGUGGUGUGAUGGCGCGAGACACUGUGCUGCGGUUUCAGGAGGAGGCUGCUGCCAUGACUAGCCUGCCAGAGGUGCCAGCACUGUGUGCCGUGCCAAGUGUCAGCGUGGAGUUCCCCCAUGACCCGUCGCUGGAGGAUGAGGUGCGGGAGCUGGUGGGGCGCGCUGGCAGGGUCUCACGGAUGGGACCUGUGCAGAUUACCAAUAUUGUGGAACAGCCUGGUGCCUUGCUGGUGUCCUGGGAAGAGGUGGACGAGGAUGUGUCUGAUGAAGGCCUUGAGUUCUGCCUUGAGUGCAGCAACACUGGCGCCACGGACCCCCAUGCCGCUGUCUUCACCCGCAAGUACGAGGGUCCUGACUAUUCCUUCCUGCUGCGAGACCUCAAGGCGGGGGAAAACUACCUCCUGCGGGUGGCGUCACGGCGGGAGGGAGCAUCCUGUUUUGGUCCUUGGAGCCUUGUACAGGCAGCCUCUACCAAUAGAUCACAUUUCAAGUGGAGCAACAGCAGCAGUGCCAGCAGUGCAUGGACAGUGGCAGACGAUGGGCGGCUGGCGUGCAAAACCUCGGAUGAACCAGAAGUAUUGCAUUCUGAGGCACCGCUGCUCAAACCUGGUUCCUCUGUGCUCUUCAAGAUCCUGCGUGGAGGUGGCGGCUGCAGUGACGAGGGGCUGGGCCUGAGCUGUAUGCCGGUAAUGGGACCUGAACACCUGCUGCUGCCUGGCACUCUCUUCCUCAGCGCACAGGGCUGUGUCUUCCUGGACGGGGUGAGCAGGGUGACUCGCCUCCCUGCAAUACAGGACAAGUCUCAGGUCAGCUUUGCCGUGGAGAAGGUGUCGUCCAGCAAAGUGCGGGUGUACAUCGAGAGCCAGGAGAAACAGGUGACGUACGAGUGGGGUGUGCCAAGUGCCCAGGACGGCCUCUACUUCCUUGCAUCCUUUGGGGAGCCACGCUGGAAGAUCAGUGUCCAUUAGGGUAGCCUUUGUACCCUGGAAACCCUUCUUUACCUCAGUCCUCCACAAAGAUGCCGCUCCCUCCCAUUCUUUGCCUCAACCCUUCCCAGGAUGCCCCUUCCCCCUUGCUUCACCCUCAUGACAAGAGAUGCAGUGCCAUGCUUCACCCACAGCAAGAAGAGGCUUUGUGAUGCCUUCUUGCUUCACCCUCAUCUCAUUCUUCCUUGUCUCACAUCCACCCAUCCACUUUCACCACCUAUUCUUACUUCUUUUCUUACUAAUGUCCAUCAUCCCACAUGUUUCAUCUGUGUGUCUGUCUGCCUGUUCACUUAUCUUAUGAGUUUAUGUUUCAUUCUCUAAGGAAUCUCUGUAAAUUGAAUCUCUGUACAUUGUGCCUCAUUCCUCCUUCCUUUCUUUUUGUUCUGCUUGGUGGCAGUAACAUAAGUAAUCAUGUGAUGAUCUGAGUAACAGUCAUUAAGUUGAUAAGUUUUUCCAUAACAGUGCUCCUUUCUAGACUUCUGAGAUACUCUCUAAAUGGAUUUAAGCAUGAAGGAAUCUCAUGGAGGCAAAGAACUGUUCACCAAGAGAUAGUAAGGAAGGAAUGAAGGAGUGCAUCAUCAUCAUCAUUGCUCACCAUCACUGUCAUCUUAAUUAUUAUGUUUACAAUUAAUUAAUCAUGUUAAGUUUUCGCUCUUCAUGUUCGUGAAUCGGUUUCUUUUGUUUAUCGUGUUGCGUCUGGCCCAAGAAGUGUCAGAACUGCUGCUUUCUCUCGUGUGUCGGCCAGUGUGUGACUGUUUGUGUGUUUGUAUUUGUGAGUGUGUGCAUGUGUAGGAAGACAUGGGCCUUACUCAAGUGAUGCAUUCCACAGUGAUGAGGAAGUACAUGUGAAGAGAAACAGCCCAUAAUCUCACCCCAAACCGGUAAUGUUAGUCAUUAUUAUUGGCCUCCGCUCCCAGGAGUAUUGCUGAGCACAAACACAACACUCAUUGCAUAUCACAUCUGGGUAAUGAAACUUUUCAUCAGCCUGCUAUCCAUUAGGCUUUCAUCUACACACCAGCUUUACUAAAGAUGUAUUGGAUAUCUGAACUCGGAGACCUGUGGAUGUUGGUUUAUGUAUGUGUGUUUUCCAAAUGCAGAUGUUAGCUUCAAGAAAGAAUUGGAUGUGGAUGCAAAUGUGAGAGUUACACCUCAUGGAUGUGGAUGUGGAUGUGGAUGUUUUCAGGAGUAUUAAGGAGUGAUAAGGAAUGUUUAGUGCUGUUUUUUUUUUUUUUUAAUAGUGACCACAUUCUGUGUGUGUGUGGCAAAGAUGCAGAUGUUUAUAUAUACAGUCCUAAAUGCAGAUGCAGAUGUUUAUUAAAUCAUAAAUGUGGAUACGUAUAUAUGUUUAUUAGAUGAGAAAUAUGGAUGCAGAUGUUUAUUAUUAAAUGGUAAAUAUGGAUGGGAAUGUUUAUGACAAACAUGAAUGCUGAUGCAAGUGCAGAUUUUAAAAAUGGUAAGGAUGUUCCUCAUACAUAAUGUAGAUGUGGGUAUCCAAUACAUCAUCAACACUGACACAGGCUGGACACAGGAUGGUAUGAAUUAUGCAUGCAGCAAAAGGAAAUUAACAGUAUCUUAAAAUUGCAUGAUGGAAGAAAAAAGAACAUAAAUGAAAAAGCUCAGUCUGUGUGUUUUGUUACUUAAAAAAACUAACCCCAUUUGCCUCUCAAGUAAAAUAUUGACCCCACAUUUGCCAACCAGUGACCCCUCCCCUCCCCUCCCCUCCCACUCCCUCUCAGCUCCCUUCCGUAUGGAUAAACUCAAGGACUGUUUUGCAUAAUAAAAUCAAAUCUAUG